Molecule: messenger RNA, 2444 nt
Organism: Cyprinodon variegatus (sheepshead minnow)
Lineage: Eukaryota; Metazoa; Chordata; Actinopteri; Cyprinodontiformes; Cyprinodontidae
Gene: sgms1a
Product: sphingomyelin synthase 1
Exons: 6
Coding region: 352-1581 (409 amino acids)
Biological process (GO): ceramide biosynthetic process; sphingomyelin biosynthetic process
Cellular component (GO): Golgi membrane; endoplasmic reticulum membrane
Molecular function (GO): sphingomyelin synthase activity; protein binding; ceramide cholinephosphotransferase activity
Source: RefSeq, a predicted model, not a curated record
CUCCUUCGAACCGCCUGAAAACAGACUUAGAGAGAGAGAGAGAGAGAGAGCUCCUCAAUACAGCUACUAGGGUGCCUGGGCGUUUUGAUAAGCGUUUCGAAACUACAAAGAGCUCCGUUGAAGAAGCUGCUGAGGUGAAGCUAGCCGACUGUUCCACCCAUUCCUGAGAUACAUCCGCUGCCUUGCUUCUCUCUUCUAUGACGACAGAGACCUGGACUUCUGGAUGAAAGACGCAUCAUGUCUCCAAACCGUAGACGUCUUACUGCUGCCUCAUAGACCUCCAGGCCUCCAAUAGACCUUGCCCUCUAGUCUGAGGACUCUCCUAAUUCUCACCUUUGACCACUGGCCAAGAUGAAGAGGGUGGAAUCAUGGUCGGCAGCAGAUGUUUCUGAUUGGCUGAGCAGAGAGGGGAUGCCAGAGUAUGCAGACGCUCUCACUCAGAUAGACGGGCCCGCUCUGCUCAGGCUCACCAAGGCAGAUUUUAAUGUGCCUCCCCUCUCACGAGUGUCAUCCGAUGGCGGACAGCGGUUACUGGAGCGGAUGGAAAUACUGCGGAUUGAGACCCAUUUGGAGGAUCAUAAAAACGGUCACGCCAACGGGCACUUAGUGGGGAUCCCCAAUGGAACUAGUAAGGUGCAGAGGAACGGCACUCCGGGGAGGAAAGACUUUAAACAGGAGAUGAUCCACAUUCCUAUGCCAACAAUAGAACCCACUCGCUCCUCAUUCCCUACAGAGUGGGGGAAGACAGGCAUAGGAUUCAUCUAUGCUGUGGUCUGCUUCGUCACCACCAGUGUGGUCAUUUCAGUGGUCCAUGAAAGAGUUCCUCCGAAAGAGCUGACCCCACCUCUGCCUGAUAAGUUUUUCGACCUGUUUGACAGGCGUGAGUGGGCUUUCUCCAUCUGUGAGAUAAAUGGCAUGCUGCUGGUGGGACUGUGGCUGAUACAAUGGACUCUUCUCAAGCACAGAUCAAUAAUAGGCAGGAGGUUCUUCUUCAUUGUGGGAACACUUUACCUGUACCGAUGUAUCACAAUGUAUAUCACUACUCUUCCGGUUCCUGGGAAGCACUUUAAAUGCUCACCAAAGCUACUUGGCGACUGGGAAGCACAGACGAGAAGGAUCAUGAAAAUGAUUGCCGGCGGCGGCCUCUCCAUCACAGGCUCCCACACCAUGUGUGGAGAUUAUCUUUAUAGUGGCCACACUGUCAUGUUGACGCUCACGUUCCUCUUCAUCAAAGAAUAUUCCCCGAGGCGUUUUUGGUGGUACCACUGGAUCUGCCUGGCGCUGAGCGCCGUCGGGAUUUUCUGCAUCCUUCUGGCCCACGACCACUACACUGUGGACGUGGUCGUGGCUUACUUUAUCACUACACGCCUCUUCUGGUGGUACCACACCAUGGCCAACCAACAGUCACUGAAGGAGACCUCACAGAACAACAUGUUUGCACGGGUGUGGUGGUACAGACUCUUCCAGUAUUUUGAAGAGAACGUGAACGGCACAGUUCCUCGGAAUUACCAGCUGCCUCUCUCACUGCGGGCGUUGCACUGGAACCGGGGUGUGAAGUACAGCCGACUGGACACCCAGUGACCCCUGUCUAUCUGAGUUAGGCUAGGACUGUGACUCAAACAAGUGCUAUAUAUAUAUAUAUUUUUUAAUCCAUGAAAGAUGGCACCUUAGCGCCGUCUUCUUCACUCUUACUAACAGGAGUAUCCCAGUCUAAAUGGGUAGCACUGUGACUGUCUAGACAGUUUUAUUAUCCUUCUGUUGUCCAUUUCAGCAGGUUUUUUUAAGCACACUAAUUUAUUUUUUAUUUCAACUUUAUUAUGACUCUCAAACAUUUCUGCUGUUCUAUCAUUUCAAAGAACUCUUAAACCUCCUUUCUUCUUUGGCACAAAAGCCUCAAUCAUUUCAUUAUUCUAGAUUUCUAGUUCAGUUGGCGUCAAACAGAUGCUUAUUUGAGAACCAAAAUGCCAUAAGCAUUUAGCUUUUUUUUUUUUGGUUGGUUGGUUUUUAAGCGACUUACUUUUGCUUAACUGUUCUUGCUGAAAUGUCUCAAAGGUGCAGAAGAUAUUUUUUUCUAAAUAUAUCAAAGUUUAUUUUUCAAGAGAGAAUUCCGAUUCUCCGGCUAAAGAUUUUUAGAUUUUUAGCUUUUUCAAAGAUGGAUAGCGGAGAGCGUAAACAUUUCAUGUGGUCUAACUUUAACCCAGUGCCUUCCUUAGCCUGAUUGUCAAACAGUUAAAAGUACAAAAUGUGUGGUUGUCCUAACCCUCCUCUUCCCACCCCAACCCCCCUACCACCCCGUUGCAGGAAAAGCACCAUCACUGCAACACUGUCAGUCCUGUACUUAUGAAUGUAUACAAAAAAAAAACACAACCAGACUACGCUUAGCCUUACCAGAAGAUCGGUCUUCUCAAAUAUAAGUGCAACGUGUUCAAUAUCCUGUUUGUAAA